Messenger RNA from Rhipicephalus microplus (southern cattle tick), 1165 nucleotides. RefSeq lists its product as uncharacterized. Lineage: Eukaryota; Metazoa; Arthropoda; Arachnida; Ixodida; Ixodidae. The record is from RefSeq and is a predicted model, not a curated record.
CACGCCUCGCAGUAUGUAACCGAGAGGCAGCUAAGCGGGAGACCCUUUCAACACCUCGCACAUUCAGCGCUGAACGAAGCGUGUUUCAUUUAGAGACACUCGCGCCUUUAAGAAGCGAUGCUUCGUUCGUGGAGCCUGGCUAUCCUACUCGUGGUGCUGCUGGUCGUGUGCUCGGUUGUGAGGGCAGCACCACCGCCUAAGGGGGGCUCGUCCAGGCCUUCGGGAGGCUCGUCCAAGCCGGCUCCGACGGUACAAGAGACCGGUGGCUUAUUUGACGCCAUCAAGACUGCCAGCGGACAGGUUCAAUACGCGUCGGACAGGUUUCCCGUCAGCUACAACACGGCCGCCACGCGGUUCCAGAGCUGGGCCCAGGAGAACAAGGACAGCAUCGCCAAGUCGGCCGUGGACGCCUUCAACUUCGCGCGCACCGUCUUCAAGCCUCUCGAGGCCGAGAUAGCGAGAAACGCUCCAAAGGCUUCCGCUCCGAAAGGUGGAGCUUCCAAGGCUUGAAGCCACGCGUGCGGUGCUUACCCAGUCACCAUCGCUCGCCUUUCGGUCGAGAAAGAGCUUGGGUAGCGGAAGCAGACUGAAUGUGAAUAUCGUUCACGGCAAUGGGAGUCCCGGAAGUGCUCGCGUAUACACGUUGUCAUGCGCGCUGCAAUAAGUCGCUAUGGCACCGAAGGGUUGCUGGUAACUGUAGUACGUGGGUCGACUUGCAGCGUUCUUUGAUUGGCUUGACUAACAUCACGGAGACGUGCGACAUGCGUACUGAGUCGGGGGUCAGGGAUGAAAUACUUUGUGCUGUAAAUAGAGCGUUGCUUAUGUACUGAGCUUUGUGUAAAGCUCGGCUCCCGUGCAGGCUGUCUAUGGGUCACGAAACUAGUUGUCGGCACCUUAUGAGCAAGAAUUUGGCUUUUUAUUCAAGAAUUUCAACAACGUAGAGAAUUCUUUGUACUCACAGUAAUGGUAAAAAAAAACACAAUUCUGGUGUUUCAAGCAGUGUUAACAGAGUCUGGGCAUUUUGUUUAAUGUACGAUUUGAAGAACGUCUACGAUUUUGCACACGAGAGGCUGUUUUUAAUUAUCUCGUGUGUUUAAAUAUAUCAGUCUUUCAGUAUUUGUGAUAUGUAUGUUCGAACAUAAUAAAAAUGUUUUAGAGCUGAGCA